ACACACCUGUCUGUCUGGUUGUCUGUCUACUGCUUCUACCGCCUGUAUUCUGGGUUUUCGCCAAACUUAUUAUCUGCCGAAGGUUUAACAGGAGACAUAUCGAUCCCUUGACAACCUGAUCGCACCGCCGGGAUUCGGAGAUUGCCCAUAUCUAUGCGGUUUUGAAUUGAGGAUUUGCGUGAUGGUGGAUAGGAGAUUUUUGGGAAGGGAGUGUAACAAAGAAACCCUAAAUCCAGCAUCUUGAAGCUAUGUUGAAGCUUUGUAUACGGUUAAGAAGUUUCUGCUCAAUGUUUUAGUACAACUCAAAGCUGUUGUGACAAAACAAGUAGAACACCCGAGUUGAUUUAUUUGCUGCUAAUGUGAUUUGGUUGGCUUGCUGAUCAGUAUAGUUGUCAUCUAUGGAAGGUUCCAUGGAAGGCAACGGCCUGCCGGCGCUGGGCCGGGUGAAACUUGUAGAUUUGAUACCUUCUGAAGGUCUUCCUUCAGAUUCGUACAAAUUAUCGGUUUCAACUUUAUCACAGUCACUGGAGAACUUUUCAGCUGCCAUCAUCCAAUUUCCGGCAAAUGAUGGGGCUCUUUUGAGGUCAUGCCUCGAGUCAAGUCUUCUCUACUUUCAAAGUAAACCAUCUUUCCCUUCUGCUGAAAGCAUUCAGCCUAAUGAUUCUCGUGAGUGGUGCAAGACAUCAGGAUACCGUGCAGACCCUCAAGUGUUGCAAGAAACAUAUGACUAUAGACCUGGACUUACUCCCACAGAACCAGGUAAUGAAAUUGAAAUUCCUCCAGCCGGUUUGUCCGACAUAUAUGCUCUACUUGGGAAGGCCUCGAGGGACAUAUUGGAUGCCAUCAGCUUCUACUUGAAUCUCCGUAGCUCAGCUUUCACGGAAGUGCUUGAUAAUGUUCCUCUGAGAAGCCGGGAAAUAUCUUCAUCGGUUUUGUCUGUUUGCUGCAAUGGAAGGCCUUCAUUUCAGGGGGUGCAGCAUCAUAAUUUGACUAGUCAUGAAGAUGGGCAGUCAGUUAUGUUCUCAGAUCAUGAUCAUCAGGUUGAUAGAACUCUAUUAACUCUUAUCAAGUCGGACAAGGCAGGUUUGUAUAUAAGAGAUGUUCGUGGUCAUUGGUUUCUUGUGGAUGCUGAUCUUGGUCCUCAAGAAGCAAUUGUAUAUCCUGGACUUGCUUUAUACCAGGCAACGGCUGGUUAUAUAAAUCCUGCGAUGCUCCGAACAGAUAUGAGUAAUCUCCAGAGUUCUAUGUAUGGCCGCUGUUCUCUAGCAUUCAAACUCAUGCCUAAAUCCAUGACCAGCCUUAGUUGUACCGAGAUGAGAGCUGCUGGGCAUGGAGUUGAAGCUCAAUUCCAGCUUCCUGUACCAGUUGAUGACUUCAUGCAGAGAUCCACUGAUCAGGUUCUUAAUCGCAACAAUUUUGCGACUUUCAGUUUCCCCCUAGGCCAAGAAGGAUCUUUAAAGCCAAUCAUGCGGAGGAAGAAGAAUAAUUUGAGAUGUAAACCUCUUCCACCUUCGAAAAGGCUGCGGCUCGAGGCACAAAGAGUCCUCAAAGAGAGGGUCCAGGAUAUCGCCGAUAAAAAAGGCAUUAAAUUGAGAUUUUGUACGUUGAAGGAGUGUGAGAAUCACAUCCAUUCGCUUGAUAGUCCAUGUGCGAAUAUACGGAUGGAGAUUGGAUGGCCGCCAGGAGUUCCAUUUGUUCACCCACAUGAUCUUCCUAACAAGGCAAAGAUUGGAUUCCUUGAAACCUAUGAACCUGGAUGGUCUGAGACCAACGAUAUUGAGCAUCUCGGCUCGUAGUUUCCAUGGCUAACCUUGGCAACACUGCAUUGAAACCGGGAAUUGACGGUUUUGCCUACAAAACUUGUGAGCUUUUUGAAGUUUCAGAGUAGAUUGUAUAGAUGGUCGGCCAUUUUGCUCUUUUAUAUUGCUGUUUAGCUGCUCAAAAAAGAAAUAUAUAUACAUAUAUAUACAUACAGUUGAUCUCUCCCUUUGUAAUGCAACUUAUAACUUCAUCUAUAUUAAAAGUGAACCGUGUAUAUAUAUAUAAUACUAACAGAUCUGCAGAAAGUUGUAAUUAUUUAGGCAGACACAUAUUUGACAGCUAUUCUGGGUGUAGUUUUGGUUA
Molecule: messenger RNA, 2124 nt
Organism: Andrographis paniculata
Lineage: Eukaryota; Viridiplantae; Streptophyta; Magnoliopsida; Lamiales; Acanthaceae
Exons: 6
Coding region: 399-1796 (465 amino acids)
Source: RefSeq, a predicted model, not a curated record